AUGUGCGUGGCGGAGAAUCAUUGCGAGCACCCGCUCUUCCUCAACAUGCUUCGAGUCGUUGCUGCUGCCGGGAACAACUACGUCCCCCCCAGAUGGGACUACAUCAGAGGAGUCGGGCUUCAGGAGUGCCGCAAGCGGAUUGAGAAGGGGUUGGCGCCUGCUACCAAGACGUGGAAGGAGACGGGCGUGACGAUCGCCAGCGACAUGAUCGCAAACACGAGCGGGCACGCGCUGAUUAACAUUAUGUGCAUCAACAAUAGUGGUGUUGUGUUCUCCGAGGCGGUUGACUGUCGCCUGGAGGUGAAGAGUGGCGCUUACAUUGCUGGCAUCCUGCGGCCGAUUAUCCAGAAGAUUGGGCCGGCGACAUCGCCGCGCUGUGCAUGGGCGGCGGCAGCAACUACGCCUCCGCCUGCAAGCAGUUGGUGCUCGAGUGGCCGCAUAUCGAGAUCGUCCCCUGUGCCACCCACGCGCCGGACUUGCGGAUGGAGGACAUCGACAAGAUGGAGUGGGCGUAGGAUGUGGUCGAGCGAGCGAACGACCUUAUUACAUUCCUCCGCAUCCACCAGUGGACGCGCGCCUUCUUGCAGAGUCCCGAGCUGCACGGCGGGAAGUCGCUGCAGUCGCUGCAUGCGUUUGGGGUCACAGUACAUCGCAGUGUCUCGUCUCUGCGAGCUCCGCCCGGUGCUGAUGCAGAUGGUGGUGCACGGCGUAUUGAAGGAUUGGGUGGCGAGGGAAAAGAGGGCGAUAGCGGAGCAGUUCAAGGGGUGGGUGAUGGAUGGGGCGUGGUGGAAACGGGGUGGAGUUUUUUGUGAAGGUCAUGGAGGUGCCGUUCCUGGCGAUGAGGAGGAUGGAUUCGACAGCGAAGGGGAUGAUGGGAGUGAUGUACGACCUCAUGCUGCAGCUGAAGGUGAUGAAGGCGUGGCUGACUCGCUCAAAGGCCUUCGUCGAGAAGUACUGGAAGAGGUCGAAGAAGGGCACGUCCAAGAGUUUGCAGGAGGGGUUUUAGCGUACAUCAAAUGUGAGGGGAGUUUCGGAACGGAGGAGGCGAUGACGGGCCGAGAGGAGCUGAAGGAGGGGAAGGGGGACAUGCUGGCGUGGUGGCAAUAUCACGGCUGGGAGUAUGCCGACCUGGCUGACCUUGCGCGUCGUCGGCUGUCCCAGCCCGUUUCUGCUGCCUCGUGUGAGCGGAACUGGGCUGUUUGGGAUGGAGUGCACACGGCGCGCAGGAACGGGCUUGGGUCGGAGAAGCCAUUCCACUCCCUUUCUUCCCCAUACCCACUCCCGUCCCUUGGUGCCCCAUACUCAAUCCCGUCCCUUGUUGCCUCAUGGCCACUCCCCUCCCUGGCUGCCCCAUACUCACUCCCCUCCCUUGCUGCCCCAAAGUCUCCCCACUCCGUUGCUGCCCCAUAG
This is a messenger RNA of Closterium sp. Naga37s-1, 1410 nucleotides long. NCBI's taxonomy places the organism in Eukaryota, Viridiplantae, Streptophyta, Zygnematophyceae, Desmidiales, Closteriaceae. The record is from the annotation of a GenBank genome assembly.